Molecule: messenger RNA, 786 nt
Organism: Saccostrea echinata
Lineage: Eukaryota; Metazoa; Mollusca; Bivalvia; Ostreida; Ostreidae
Product: glycoprotein 3-alpha-L-fucosyltransferase A-like
Exons: 1
Coding region: 4-786 (260 amino acids)
Cellular component (GO): membrane
Molecular function (GO): alpha-(1->3)-fucosyltransferase activity
Source: RefSeq, a predicted model, not a curated record
UACAUGGGAGGUGUGCCCCCGCCUAAAAGACCUCAGCAAAUAUUCAUAUUUAAUACAAUGGAAAGCCCAGCUUUCAUGCACCGACCCUCACCCAAGUGGGACGACAAAUUAGACUGGUUAAUGUCGUAUCGUAGAAAUUCAGAUAUACACAGGCCGUAUGGAACUUUAGUGAAACGAGCUUCACCUUUAAUGAAGAAUUACACAGAUGUGUUUAAGAGAAAGAAAGGAUUUGGAGUAUGGAUGUCUGGACAUUGUCCCGUGCCAUCUCGCCGACGAGACUAUAUACGAGAACUGAAGAAGUAUAUAAAAGUAGAUAUGUUUGGUACUUGUGGUGAUCGCGUUUGCCGCAAUAGAUCUCCAGUUUUAAGCGAGUGUUUGAGAAACUUUUCUAGGGAUUACAAGUUCUACUUUUCAUUUGAAAAUAAUAUAUGUGAGGACUAUACGACAGAAAAAUUAUACAAUUUAUAUUUGGGCAAUUUAGAUGUGAUACCUGUUAUAAAUGGCCCACAAACAGCCAAGGAGUAUUUGCCAAAAGGAUCGUUUAUCAGCGCUUUGGAUUUUCCCUCGCCUAAAGCUUUGGCAGAGAAACUUAAAGAAAUUGCCUCAAAGGAAGACGUUUUUACACAAUACCUAAGAGAAAAAGACAAAUAUUACGAAAUUGGUAUUGACGAAGUAUUUCUGAAUUCAAUGUGUAAGAUAUGUGACAUUUUGGAUAAAACAAAUGGAAAACCUCAACGACCUAAUGGAACGAUAUGGAAGCGCUUCUUUUCUAAAGGAGGAUGUUGA